Messenger RNA from Maudiozyma barnettii, 678 nucleotides. It is a transcript of the gene ERG2, whose product is annotated as C-8 sterol isomerase ERG2. Gene Ontology annotation, cellular component: endoplasmic reticulum. The record is from RefSeq and is a predicted model, not a curated record. The transcript has a single exon. NCBI's taxonomy places the organism in Eukaryota, Fungi, Ascomycota, Saccharomycetes, Saccharomycetales, Saccharomycetaceae. Gene Ontology annotation, biological process: ergosterol biosynthetic process. Bases 1 to 678 code for a protein of 225 amino acids.
AUGAAGUGUUUCCCAAUUAUUUUAUUGCUCGGUGUAAUCGGCUAUAUGCUGAAUAGUGUAUACUACACAUGGUUGCCAACAAAUUAUAUCUUUGAUCCAAAGACAUUGAACCAAAUUUGUAAUACUGUGAUUGCUAAACAUAACGCUACUACCAAUGAAGACACUUUCUCUACCGAUGCCUUAUUAAGCGACAUCAGAGACGCUUUGGCCUCCCAUUAUGGUGAAGAAUAUAUUAACAAAUAUGUUGCUGAAGACUGGGUAUUCAACAAUGCAGGUGGUGCAAUGGGUCAAAUGAUCAUCCUACACGCCUCCAUUUCUGAAUACGUUAUCUUCUUCGGUACUGCUGUCGGUACAGAAGGUCACACUGGUGUUCAUUUCGCUGACGAUUACUUCACUAUCUUACACGGUGAGCAACAUGCGGCUUUACCUCAUGCUUUGACACCUGAAGUUUAUAGUGCAGGGAUGACCCAUCAUUUGGCUAAAGGAUGGGCUAAACAAUAUGCUAUGCCAAGUGGUUCUUUUGCUUUGGAAUUGGCUCAAGGUUGGAUCCCAUGCAUGCUACCAUUCGGUUUCUUAGAUACUUUUUCAAGUACCUUGGAUCUAUAUACUUUAGGUAAGACAGUUUAUUUGACUGCUAAGGAUAUGGGUAAGAAUUUGAUACAAAAUGGGAAAUUUUAA